AUGCAGCUCAUCAAGUCGAUCGCACUUGUGGCCGUGCUGGCCGUCUGCUUCGUCCAUGCCACCAUCCUGAGCGAUAGCGUGUCGCUCUUGGAGGCUCACGUCAAAGACGCAGAGACUUUGGCUUCCCAGAAAGCAGCCUUUGUUCGAAUGGUCGACCGCUACUAUCGCCCAAGCGCCAAGGCGUUCUGGACUCAGCACGCAGUCCCCCGAGCUGGUAAGGACAAAGCAGACAGAGCUAGCGGCUUGCAGGCACAUCGACUGACGCUUGAAUCUUCUGCCUUUGAACGGGCACUCCUGAUUGAAAAGCUGCCGGCCUUGAGACUACGGGAAAGCACUGGAACGAGUACAUCAGGCAGCCUAGAUUCUGAUCCAGCCUCGAGCUGGGCCCAUUCUAGCGACCCGAGGUCUUUGCUGCAUUGCUCAAGAUCUACCGCUGCGCUCGUCAUUUGUACAGCCCUCAAUUUUGUGAUCUCUGAGGGCAAGGCUGGAGCCUACGAGACAAUGGCGUAUCCCGACGGGAUGAACUAA
Molecule: messenger RNA, 528 nt
Organism: Moesziomyces aphidis
Lineage: Eukaryota; Fungi; Basidiomycota; Ustilaginomycetes; Ustilaginales; Ustilaginaceae
Source: the annotation of a GenBank genome assembly